Messenger RNA from Pogonomyrmex barbatus (red harvester ant), 4089 nucleotides. RefSeq names its product protein lines homolog (gene lin). The record is from RefSeq and is a predicted model, not a curated record. NCBI's taxonomy places the organism in Eukaryota, Metazoa, Arthropoda, Insecta, Hymenoptera, Formicidae.
GUUAAUCUACGCUGAUAGAAAUAGAUGUGAGAAUUAAAAAUUAGAAUUUAAUUAAGCAGAGGCGAAUUAAAAGACUAAAAUCGUGUCGAGUACCGAUCUUCGGUUUACGAUUCAAAUCACCCGCUACAGCAUUCGAGCGACACGGCCGGGCGAGGGCGCCGCGAUCGACGCUGAGUUGCCGAUUAUCGCGCGCUUAUUUAUCGCAUGGCAUUUCGUUCCGGGCGACUUUUAUUCGCGAUAAGCGACGUAUUUCGCGCCCGCGGAACAUCACGCACGACGGCGUGCGCGUCCGCGCGCGAUUGGCCGCGCGGAAGCACCGCGUACCGCCCCCUCAGUACGUUAUGGAAUGCGCGACGGACAGCUACCGUGUUACGCGGCUCCGCACGAUGCCCGGCCGUAGAGGCACGCCAACGGACCGGAAUACGUGCGUGCGACGAGGCCGCGGGCACGACGUCUCGCCGCCUGACACAGGGCACGAUACGCGCCACUGCCGACGCUCGUCCAGGAUCGCCCGAGCAUCGCCGUUCGCCGAACGCACGUGUCUUCGCGUGAUUUUUCGUCGCCGCCGUCGCCGUCGGUAGCACCUCGUAUACGUGGCAACAGAGCGAGUGUGGCCGCUGCCGUGCGAGCGCUGUGCGCUCUAUGUGUGUGUGUGUGUGUCACUUCCUAGUCGGGAGAGAAGUCCCGUCGGGGCGGUACCGAGUCGGUUACGACGGUAACCGCGUGCCCCGCGUGCAACGUUCGCCGCACGAGAACGUCACCGUGCCCGUCGACGUGACGGUACGGAGACUGAGACGGGAACGAGGACGGAACGCCAAGGGACGCGCGACGCCGCGGUUCCCUCGCACGUAUCGGAUUCUCUCGUCGGAAUCCUGAGCACGACGACGACGAUUACGAGAUCGGCAUUGCCGAUCUGCGCCAGUGAGAUUCUCGUAUUCGCUGCAGGUGCGAGUUGAGAAUCAGCCCCCCUCCGUCCUCAACGAGCGUCAACGCCGAUCUCGAGCUCGCGUGAUUCGCAGCAUCGUCGAUCGCAUCGCGGUCCAGGGGAUGCGUGCAUGAGCGCGGAUACCCCGGCUGCGCUUGCGACACCAUCCUGGAACCAGGAAGCAGUCCUCUUCGUCCCUCGACGAAGAUAACGCGGUGGAAAUUUAAUGCUGUAUUCUCAAUGGGCUUGCUUGUCUGCUGACUGCGUUGAACUGAUACAGGCAUCCACAUGAGAGAAUUAACUUGAUGAGAAUUCAUGGUGCUCCUGCGCCCAGUUGCUGUUGUCCUCCUGUUGACGUAAUGGAGGAGCCAGUUAAGAAGAAGCAGCGCAUUGAGAUUAGCGCGAGUGCCAAGAACGGGCUUGCCGAUAUUGAGGAGUUGCAGAAGAAUUUGCUCGCGCGGUGUUUAUGCCAUAUGCCAGAGAGCAGCCUGCGCAAACCCUUUACUAACUUCACAGUGGAAGAGGCUAAUGGAAGCGUCCGUUACGCUGUUCUCUCUGACUGGGAUACAGAUCAGAUCUUAGAAUAUUUGACCGCGCUGCAAUUGUUAUUCGAUCUAGCCAUCCGGCAGAACGCGAAAAACGUCAUGUGCAAACGAGUGGUGGAUGUGUGCGACGCGAUAGCGCGAAAUGAACAUGGCAUCGUUGAUCAGAUCAUCGACCUGUCUUGUACAACCAAUAAAUUUAUAUCGUAUACAGCAAGCCGCGUGCUUGCGUCGUUUUUCAUCGUCACUAGGGAUAAUGUCGAGGUCGCAUGGCUGGAAAGGCUCACGCAAUCCCUAGUGAAUACGCACUCGCCCAGUCAGAUGCUGUUCACCCUGGACGUAGUGAAACGAGUGGUCGAACACAAGGACUGUAGUAUACACCCAUUGGAGGAGGUGGACGCGUCCACGCCACCACCUGGCUGCAACACAUUUGUUAUUACCGAUUUUGACAGCACAGCGAUCAAAGCGAUGUGCGUGAAAGCGCUCGAAUCCAAGUGGACGAUUCUCGUCUCCAAGUUCAACGACAUCCUCGCGGCGUACACGCCGCAACACGCGUCCGUCGUCAUCACAUUCCUGCAUCUAUGGGAAACCGUUAUCUCGGUCAAAGCCAAUCUUUCCGUCAUCGAUACCAAGCCCUUCUAUUCGCAACUGAACAAUCUCGUACUAUUACUGAAUGCUAACGUUCCGGGCGUGAUCUGGCGACAUCUCCUUGGACUUUUUAAUGAGGUUCUAUGUUAUGGUAGUACAUUGGCGUUACAGGACGUAUUACCGGACGAGCCGUGUUCCCUAGCGCACUUGAUCGUGCGUGCCGUCAAGGACUGGCGUCUGCUCGACGCGUUACCAUACCGUCACGGUUCCGGCAGGUUCGGCGGUGGCACCGGCGAGGGUGAUCGUCCUUUGCUACAGAAAAUGGUACUGCUGGUACUAAAGAGUGUCGCCGUAACGGUGCGGGAGACGCGCAGCGACUCCAGCGAUUCCUCUCUCGGCUCUGAGGCCGAGGAUCUCGAUGAGGACAUGGCGGUGAUCGAAAGAAGUAUCCGGGAGGUUUUGCGCCAGCUGGAUCAAUGUGUAAAAGCGCUAAUGCCGUUUCAUCCGGAGAUGCCGCUGUCGCAAUGGGUCGUACAGAUGUUUCAUGACCAGGAUGACUUCCUGAUCGAGGGUAUGGUCUGUUGUCUAGACGUCGCCGUAGGUCUAUUCUAUCGCGGACCGCCUCAAAAUGAUCUGGGUCAGAUGCUCAGCCCUACAUUGACCUUCGUGCAAUUCAUCCACGCCGUGUCACAUGAUCCGGACGUUCUACUAGAUCUAUUGGUCAGCAAUGAGACCUGUUUCCUAUUGUAUCUCCUGCGAUUCCUCAAAUACAUCAGGCGCAAUUGGAUCGAGUUUGUCAGGUGUUGCGGCCGUGAAUUGGACGAUACUAUGACGGUACUGAUAAGACUACGACUGGCCAUCGAUCGAUUAGUGUCUAAGAAUCUAUUUCCGUAUAAUAUUAACCCGGUUCAUCGUCUGCUCGAGAAAUGCGAGUCUUUCUACGAGGGUAACGUGGAGAACGCUAACAGCUUCGUGUAAGAUAAAUGAGACGUUCGGAGAGAUUCGAAUCGUCGCUAGGUCAUUCGAGCGUGUACAAAUCGUAUAAGUGGAAAUAUUUUCCGAGCUUAGAUAGAUUUUGCCAUCUGUAAAAUAUCACGCAUAAUGUACAGAUCGCCGCAUAUCGUUCCGUGAGUGCAUAGCGGCCGAACUGACUCGCCACUCCCGCCUUUGGAGAGCUGCUUUGAGCAGCUUGGGAAGACGAGCGCGUUUCUUAUUUAUUAGUCUUUAGCGAAAUUUUGUCAAUUUUGUAGUUGAAAUUGAUGGACGUGUCCGUCCAUUCACGAAUCAGCAAAGUUUUGAGAAUAAUGCAAUCGUGAUUGCAUUAGAAUAGUAAAAAAGAAGGAAAAGAAAGAAAUUCGGCAAAAUUCGGUGAAAUUCACAUCUCAAAACGAAACUGCAUUCAUGUGGUGCUAUUGAAUUACGUCUCUGCCAAAGCACCAUUAUAAGAACAUACAUUAUAUUGAUGUAUACCACUAGUGUAGUAUUUAUAUGUAUACUUCGAUCUAUAUGUACAAUUUCCAGUCAUCCUGUAAAUGUAACUUUAUUGUAUUUUGAUAAAACACUCGAGGAAUCUGUACAUAUCUCAUAAGCAUCAGAACCAAUUUUGUAACAUUUUACUGGACGAAGUUUUAUGUCUUUUCAACAAUCCAGAAGGAAAUUUCAAGGGAGAAAUCUUUUCUUAGUCUUAUAUAAAUUAUAAUGCAGCAAAUAGGAAAGACGUAAUACGUAGAAAAUUAUAUUGUCGUCAAAUCAGGUAUCAAUGUGAAAUAGGCAUCUCGCAAUCUCUGGUUUGUUGUAAUUUGGUUAAGAAGUCAAAUGACAAUAUAGAAAUAUAAAUGAAAAACCUCGCGAUAUUUAAUCUAAAAUUCCAAAUGAUGAAAAAAACACGGUGCAUUCACAAUUGUCUCGAGAUUUCUGAUGGUCGUAACUGUAAAUAGUGACAUUAACAACGCUAUAAGCGCACAUAUUCAAACAUAAGAUUUCCCUCUGUAAGUAAUGUAAUACACUAAAAUUUUCACGUUUUUACUUUUAUAA